UACGGACGGAGCGAAACAAGCGAAUACUAGAGAAGAGGCAGUCCGGUUACUGAAGAUCGGAAAUAUAAAUACCGUGGAAAAAAAAUCGAGGCUGUAGUCACCACCGAGGGCGGUGGGGGCAGGCAGAUGAUGGGAAAGAAAGCGAACAACCGUCCUAACGUUGUUAAUCACGGUUGCCAUCAGACGCUGUCCUUUAUUUGCAGUACCAGAAAGAUAUAACUAGUUGGCUAGCCGUGGAGCUAGCUAGCUAGCUAGGCAGCCAACAACAACUUACGACCCGCCGUCGUCCCGAAAACACAGAGAAAAUGGUCUACCUAAUCAACCCUCUGGAGAACCUGAAGACCUACAUCAGUAGCCGUCCGCCACUGGUCAUCUUUAUGGUCAGUGUCAGCACUGUAGCCAUAGCCUUCCUCACCAUUGGCUACUUCUUCAAGAUAAAGGAAAUAAAAUCUCCAGAGUUGAUGGAGGACUGGAACACCUUCUUGCUGCGCUUUAAUGAGCUGGACUUCUGCAUUUCGGAGAACGAGACCCUGAAGCAUAGCUUGAAUGAAUCCACUACCCCCGAGAGCACGGUCACCAGCGGCCAGGCUCGCCCCAGCACGCAGGCCCCUUCUCUGCUGGAGGACCCUGGGCCCAUCAAUAUCUCUGUUCCCAUCACCCUCACCCUGGAUCCGUUGCGCCCCUUUGGAGGCUACUCCCGCAACAUCACCCACUUGUACGCUACGAUUUUGGGUCAGCAAGUCGGCCUAGCAGGGAGGGAAGCCCAUGAGGAAAUUAACAUCACCUUUACCCUGCCUGCAUCCUGGAACUCGGACGACUGCGUCCUGCACGGCCGGUGUGAGCAGGGCGUCUUCAGUACCUGUAUGACAAUUACUGCAGCCAGCAAUGUCUUCCCAGUCACAGUGCAACCACCACACUGCGUUCCUGAGACCUACACCAAUGCUACAUCCUGGUAUAAAAUAUUCACCACCGCGAGAGAUUCUGACACAAAGUACACGCAGGACUACAACCCGUUCUGGUGUUAUAAAGGAGCCAUCGGCAAAGUGUACCACGCACUCAACCCCAAGCUCACAGUCAUCGUGCCAGACGAUGAUCGUUCUCUUAUAAACCUUCAUCUAAUGCACACCAGCUACUUCCUCUUUGUGAUGGUGAUCACAAUGUUCUGCUAUGCAGUCAUCAAGGGCCGACCAGGCAAAAUACGGCAGAAUAACGCAGAUUUCUGCCCUGAAAAGGUGGCCUUGUCGGAAGGAUGCGUUUGAGAUCGACGACUUAAAUGAACCUUAACUUAAAAGGAGGAGGGGGAAAACUGAUUUUACUAGUUGCCUACUGAACCCAUGAAUGGGUGCACAGCCCUGUGAAUGCAUUUUUUUCUGAAAUGUUGGGUCACUCCAACCAAAGACAUUUUAAGUGCCUGUAUCUACUGUGUAAAUAUUUGUAGGAUUCUUGAAUUCAGUGCAGAAGUCAGCCUGAGUCCGUAAUGAAGUCUGACGCAAUACUGGAGAAGCUGAGGAUGCGAUUUUGAGUUUGCGAGUGAGAAUUGCACUUCCAUCCGACUACCGUUGCAUUUCAUCAUCUGCGUCCGGCGAUGCCGCAUGCGUCCUCCACGUGUGGACUCUCCCAGCUCUCUCAUUACAUUUCUGUUUGUCUGGUGAAAGCCAGCCUUUGGUUUCCUUAGCAACGGCUGCCUAAGGUCAAUGCCCUUUUGUUCGAUUUUUAGGUUUGAGAACUCCUCCCUGAUGAGUGUGUUCCUUAUUGCCUGUUUUUGAAUACCACCUCAUUUGCUUUUUGAAAGUUUUCUUCUAAAGAUAAAAAUUUAAAAAGUUUAAAGUUUAAAAAUGAGGUCUGUUUUCAGUGAACUUUCUGUCCCCACUAUAAAACAGGAAGUGCCGACCCCAGUCUGGUUCUUUAAGCCCCAAAAUUGAUAAUUUGAGGCAACUCAGUCACAGCGCCAUUAAAAUAAACCAUGUCCAGCUGCUGUAAACUUUUUUUCCGUCUCCAUUUUAUUGCAGAUUUUAAGCUUACGUCCCUCAGUCAUUCAAACUAUUGCAUUUCUAAUAAAGGAUUUACAUCAAAGCAAGCUGCACGCCAUUCGAAUUCAAACAUGUGCGCUACUGGUAUGAGAGUGUGAUGGAUUCUAGGCAUGAACUGAACAUACUCACAGGCACGGCCAUUUAUGACUUCUGCUAAUAUCCAGCUCGGAGUUAGAAUGUCACUGUUUACGGUCUUAUAACCAUUCAGUAUAGUUUGCAGAACUACAUUUUAGAAAUGUGGCUUAAGACUGGAUUGCAUUUCUCCGCCCUUCAUGUUUGGAUCUGUUUAAUGGUGAAAUGUACUGUAUAUUAUAGCUAACUGAUUUCACUUGUAAUGAUUGAACAUUUUUAAUUUACCUCUGAUCUUUUUUUUUUUUUUUAAACAAAUACUUCAUGAAUGUAUUUUCUUCCAGCAAAAUUGCAGCUUUGGAGUGUAAACCCUACUUUGUUACAGAUUAUCGGAAGUUUUUUUUUUUUCCCCCCCUCACCUCUCCAAUCAUGUAAAUGUUUAAUGUAAUUAGGCUCAAAGCCUCUUUCUCACUUAAAAGUUGAUUAUACAUGCACAUUUCCAUUUUUGAUCUAGCCAGCCUUGCCUCGCGUGGCAAACACAUGCUAUUAUGAAGUUAUGUUAAUUUAAUGAAAUAAAUCAAUCUUAAGAAAUAGAAUUCAUAGCUUCCCUUUAAAAAUAAGCAUUUCCUGUCUCUAAUCUGCAGCUCAUAUAAGGUGUGAAAUAUAUUAAACUGCUGAUAGCUCAGGGGGCUUAUAGAAAAGCUUCAAGUCUCCAACAAAACCAUUAGCGGACUUGUAUCUUACAUGCUGAUAUGUUUUGUUUUGAAUAAUAGCAGCAGAACAACUAAAGAACAUGCAUGUAAUGUCAACUCAACUAUCUAAUUUGUGUCUUUACCUGCAUGUAAUUUGUAGCUGCAGGUUUGUAUCAUAUCAGCUGUUAAUCUUGGCCCCCCAAGGAUAUUGAUUAGGAAAGCAAGCAUAAUUCUGCUGUACUUUAUUGCGUAAUGGGGAAAGUUUUUACUUUAAGGAACUAUGGUAUUACCUGUCGAACAGCAUGUCUGCGAAGCAAACCUGCCGUGCUUUUUUUUUUUUUUGUAUAUAGACAGUUAAUUUCCAAUCCAUUACUUGCUAAUUCUUUAAAUUCAUUUGACUGCUGUCUGUAUGCUAAUCCUUUCUGCUUAUAGUACACGGUCAGAUCAUUAUUUUUUUUUUUGUAUAGCUUUAUGGCCAUUUUACACCACCGUACAAUUUGCUGUGACUUUAGUUCCGCUUCCUUUACACGAAGGAGGAAAUACUUGUAUCCAUUUUCUCUGUAUACCUUCUGAUUUCCAUAUGCAUAUUAUUUUUAAAAAAAACACACACACUUUUGUGCAUUUAAUUUUGAUGGACCAAAACAAAAAUCAUUCACCCUUACAUCUGUGAUGCUGACACGUCCCAUAGACACUGCCCUCCUUUUAAGCUAUAUGAGCUCUGCCUGCCUUCAGCUGACGACGUCCCGGCACCUUAGCACGUGCUGCGUGCUCUCUGGGCUGCUGUCUGCGAGCGUCCCGAAGCGGGAGAGUCAGUUCCUUGUUUAUGGUUCCGGAAUGCACCGUACGCAUGGUGACGCAUGGUGACCGACUUGGGCGGUGGCAGGCUCUUUAUCAUUUUCAUCAUUGCUCAUUUUCCCCUUCCUUUGCCUUCCCGCCAUGUGUUGAUGCGUUUCACGUACCCUUACAAAUCCCAAGUACACUAGUGAAGUACGGCAUUGAAAGCUGGGACAGAGAGACUGUUUCUUAUGCAUGCAUGCAUGUGCACUUGGAGGUUGAAAUUCCAUUGCUUGUCCUGAUAUAAAUCCUAGAGGGCAUUUGUUUGUGUCAGUCUAUCAUAAUCUCUACAUAUGACUGAACAGUGGGCCAGCACCCUACCCCUGUUUGCCCCCCCCCUCCCUCCCUCCCACUCUCUUCCGAUCUCUCUAGCAGUACGAGUACGCAGACAGCUACCGUGUAAGUGCCUUGUGCACUAAACCACAGUGUCACCAGUGUAAAUAGCUCUUCCAUUUCAAGUUGUGAUGACGAAGGUCAGCCUUCCAGUGACCAAUUUUUUUUUCUCCCUUCAGUAAAACAGCUGUAAUUUACCCAAGUUGAAAUAAACAAAUAAAUAAUCUGACACAUUCUGGUGUCCAUCUCAGUUACUCACAUGGAAAUGUUUUGUAUUUUAACAAUAUAAACUUCUAAUAUGUACAAUUUGUCUUCAUGAAAAGAUGUUUUUGACCAUAAAUUGUACUUUUUAGGUUCAGUAUCAUUUCAUUUAGCCGAACAUAAAAUACAUUAAACCACAGGUACUACAACACUGCUAUAUAAGCAUUUAUAAUCUUUAAAGUUGUUUUAUAGUUUCUCAAAGUGUAAACAAUUGGCUAAUUGUAAAAUAAGUGGUUAAACGGGAAUGUGGAAAAUGAUGUAUAUUGCUGUUUCAGCAUGUAACUAAGUUUCAAUUGCUGGCUUGCAGUUGUGAAUAGAUGUUCAUGUUACAAGGCACAAUGGUACAUUUUCUGCCUCAAGCUGUUAGUUAAACCCUCUCGAUAUAACACUGCAUUACUAAUUAAACACCAAUCCAAAUAAGCCACAGAGUAUUUUUCAUUGUCUAUUUAAAACUAUGUCACCUUUAUUGGGGCGUGGAUAGUGUAAAAGCGAACUGGAAGGUAAAGUGUGACAUGGAUAUAUGCAAUUUUAAUGUGUAAUACAAAGCUAUCAUGUAUUGUCAUUGUUUUGUAUGUUUGUCAAUAUACUGAAAGGAACUCAGUAUUUUCUUUUUCAGAAGAAUAAAUGAAGUCAAACUGCAA
This is a messenger RNA of Paramormyrops kingsleyae, 4860 nucleotides long. RefSeq names its product transmembrane protein 248 (gene tmem248). NCBI's taxonomy places the organism in Eukaryota, Metazoa, Chordata, Actinopteri, Osteoglossiformes, Mormyridae. The record is from RefSeq and is a predicted model, not a curated record.